UGUAGUUCUGCGGCUUGCAGGAGGCACACUUGGGCUGAACGUGUUUGAGGUGCAUCCUUGUUUUUCUGUUCCUCCCUGAGAGCUUCGGAUUCUCCAGCCUGCCUUCACUGGUUUGUGUUCGGAGUCAGACUGACUUUCCAUUUGCUUUGCUCUUAUGUUACCAGAAUCAGUGCUGCAUAAUUUGAGCCUGAUAGGAUUGACUUUACAAAUGAGACCUUUAAGUCAUGUCUGCUAAGAAGUCUGAAUGAAACUCUAACUCAUACAGAUGUUUAGAAUUAUUUAAUCCAAAUUAUCAGGAUUCUGAAAUUAUUCAUAACCUAAAGUGUGCAUGGCCCUGAAGGGGAGGAAUGAGAACUGCUGAUUUAGAUGCUCUGAGAACCCUCUACUAUACAGUUUUAACCUAAGAAAUCAUUCAAGUGCUGGCAGCCCCAAAGAGAGCAUAACUUGAUAACUUGACUUUGAUAUCAUGCAUCAGAAGACCAAAUUAUUUCUCCAAGCUUUGAAGUGUAGUAUUCCUCAUCUUGGGAAAUGCAUGCAGAAACAGCAUUUGAAUCACUGUAACUUCGCUGAUCAUUAUUAUAAUAGAAUAAAAUUGAAAAAAUACCACCUAAACAAGUGUCUGCAGACUAAACCCAAGAUAUCAGAGUUAGCAAGAAACAUCCCAAGUCGGAGCUUCUCGUGUAAGGACCUUUUACCUACAAAACAAGAAAACAAAGAAUCUCUUUCAAAAAACAUGGAUGCAUUUGAAAAAGUGAGAAUAAAAUUAGAGACACAACCUCAAGAAGAAUAUGAAAUCAUCAAUGCAGAGAUUAAACAUGGUGGUUUCGUUUAUUAUCAAGAAGGUUGCUGUUUGGUUCGUUCCAAGGAUGAGGAAGCAGACAAUGAUAACUAUGAAGUUUUAUUCAAUUUGGAGGAACUUAAGUUAGACCAGCCCUUCAUUGAUUGUAUCAGGGUUGCUCCAGAUGAAAAAUAUGUGGCUGCCAAGAUAAGAACUGAAGACUCUGAAGCAUCUACCUGUGUAAUUGUAAAGCUCAGUGAUCAGCCUGUUAUGGAAGCUUCUUUCCCAAAUGUGUCCAGUUUUGAAUGGGUAAAGGAUGAAGAAGAAGAAGAUGUUUUAUUCUACACCUUCCAGAGGAACCUUCGCUGUAAUGAUGUAUAUCGAGCCACUUUUGGUGAUAACAAACGUAAUGAACGUUUUUACACAGAAAAAGACCCAAGCUACUUUGUUUUCCUUUAUCUUACAAAAGACAGUCGUUUCCUCACCAUAAAUAUUAUGAACAAGACCACUUCUGAAGUGUGGUUAAUAGAUGGCCUGAGCCCCUGGGACCCACCUGUACUUAUCCAGAAGCGAAUACCUGGGGUCCUUUACUAUGUUGAACACAGAGAUGACGAAUUAUACAUUCUCACUAAUGUUGGAGAACCAACAGAAUUCAAGCUAAUGAGAACAGCAGCUGAUUCCCCCGCAAUUAUGAAUUGGGAUUUAUUUUUCACAAUGAAGAGAAAUACCAAAGUUGUAGACUUGGACAUGUUUAAGGAUCACUGUGUUCUGUUCCUAAAGCACAGCAACCUACUUUAUGUUAAUGUGAUUGGUCUGGCUGAUGAUUCAGUUCGGUCUCUAAAGCUCCCUCCAUGGGCCUGUGGAUUCAUAAUGGAUACAAAUUCUGACCCAAAGAACUGCCCCUUUCAGCUUUGCUCCCCAAUACGUCCCCCCAAAUAUUACACAUAUAAAUUUGCAGAAGGCAAACUGUUUGAGGAAACUGGACAUGAAGACCCAAUCACAAAGACCAGCCGUGUUUUGCGUCUGGAAGCCAAAAGCAAGGAUGGAAAAUUAGUGCCAAUGACUGUUUUCCACAAAACGGACUCCGAGGACUUGCAGAAGAAACCUCUCUUGGUACACGUAUAUGGAGCUUAUGGAAUGGAUUUGAAAAUGAAUUUCAGACCUGAGAGGCGGGUGUUAGUGGAUGAUGGGUGGAUAUUAGCAUAUUGCCAUGUUCGGGGUGGUGGUGAGUUAGGCCUCCAGUGGCAUGCUGAUGGCCGCCUAACUAAAAAACUCAAUGGCCUUGCUGACUUAGAGGCUUGCAUUAAGACGCUUCAUGGCCAAGGCUUUUCUCAGCCAAGUCUAACCACCCUGACUGCUUUCAGUGCUGGAGGGGUGCUUGCGGGAGCAUUGUGUAACUCUAAUCCAGAGCUCUUGAGAGCUGUAACUUUGGAGGCACCUUUCUUGGAUGUUCUCAACACCAUGAUGGAUACUACACUUCCUCUGACAUUAGAAGAAUUGGAAGAAUGGGGGAAUCCUUCAUCUCAUGACAAGCACAAGAACUACAUAAAACGUUACUGUCCCUACCAAAAUAUUAAACCUCAGCAUUAUCCUUCCAUUCACAUAACAGCAUAUGAAAAUGAUGAACGUGUACCUCUGCAAGGAAUUGUGAACUAUACCGAGAAACUCAAGGAAGCCGUCACAGAGCAUGCUAAAGACACGGGUGAAGGCUAUCAGGCUCCCAAUAUUAUUUUAGAUAUUCAGCCUGGAGGCAAUCAUGUGAUUGAGGAUUCUCACAAAAAGAUUACAGCCCAAAUCAAAUUCCUGUACGAGGAGCUGGGACUUGACAGCACCAAUGUUUUCGAGGAUCUUAAGAAAUAUCAAAAAUUCUGAAGCACUGCAUUCAACUAGGAAUUAGAAACAUGGUGAAAUACUUGUCUUAUUUCCAACUGAGUUAGCAAAA
Molecule: messenger RNA, 2720 nt
Organism: Nycticebus coucang (slow loris)
Lineage: Eukaryota; Metazoa; Chordata; Mammalia; Primates; Lorisidae
Gene: PREPL
Product: prolyl endopeptidase like
Exons: 15
Coding region: 467-2650 (727 amino acids)
Biological process (GO): proteolysis
Cellular component (GO): Golgi apparatus; cytoskeleton
Molecular function (GO): serine-type endopeptidase activity
Source: RefSeq, a predicted model, not a curated record